Messenger RNA from Rotaria sp. Silwood1, 1260 nucleotides. NCBI's taxonomy places the organism in Eukaryota, Metazoa, Rotifera, Eurotatoria, Philodinida, Philodinidae. The record is from the annotation of a GenBank genome assembly.
AUGAAUAAAGGCGAAAAGAAAAAGCAUUCAUGUCUUGAAUGGACUCAAUUAUUUAUCUCAUUUAUGAUACCUGCAGCUAUUGCUAUUUAUACAGUAUUGGAAAAUAAUCGAGAAUUAGCUAUUGCUUCUCAGCAUCGUGUUCAAGAUCUUGAUAUAGCUGAUGAUCAACGAAAAGAAACUGUUCUUCGUCAAUAUCAAAAAACCUUAUGUCAAUUAAUUGAAAAAUAUGGUUCGCAAUUCAAUCAAUCAUCCGAAAUUUCUUUAGUUGCCCGUUUUGCAACGCUUUCAGCAUCGCGUCAACUUGAUUCUCAUCGUCGUAAUUUUCUUAUUCGUUUAUUGUAUAAUGCAAAAUUAAUUACAUAUGAUUCAAUAAAUGAUCAACCGAAAAUUUCACUUGAAUCAGCUAAUUUAACUGAGUUAUCUCUGAUUGAUGGAACUGUUGGACAAACAUUAGUUCAUAUUUAUAUGGCAGGUGCUAUUAUGACUAAAGCUAAUUUUCAUGGUAUUAAUAUUCAUGGUGCUAUAUUCAAUGGAGCCAAACUUAAGAAUGCUGAUUUUUCUUCUACUACAAAUAGUUUAUACUGUAGCGACAUGCCAUGUGUUGGACCGAACAGUGCAUCAUUAUAUUUUGAAGAAAGUGAUCUAACAUCUGCUUUGUUUUCAAAUGCUAUUUAUGAUAAUGCUUCAUUUCAUAUGGCUAAAAUGUCAAACACAAAUUUACAUCGUUUUCGAUGUGAUUUGUGUUUUUUCGGUGUUGCUAAUAUGACUCAAACAAAUUUACAAUAUGUAGAAAUCUCCAGAUCGUCAUUUACAAUCUCUAUGUUUAUACAAGCUGUAAUUCAUCAAUCAAAUUUUUAUGAAAAUGUUGAUUUUUCUGUUGCAGAUAUGAGUUAUACUCAUGUUAGUCACAGUAAAUUUACAGAGUGCCUAUUUGAUUCUACUAAUUUGAAAAGUGUUACAUUGCAUUAUAAUACGUUUACGAAAAGUACAUUUAAAAGUGCCAAAAUGUUUGAAAUAUCAAUUCUACAUAGUAUUUUUAUUGAUGUAAAUUUUACUAGUGCUGAUUUAAGUAAAAGUAAUUGGCAAUAUGUUCGCUGUGAAAGAUGUAUAUUUAAUUUAGUCAACUUCAACCGUACUGAAUUAUCUAAUUCAAUAUUCAUCGAAAGUGAUUUUGGAAAUGCUACGAUUACUGAAGAUCAAUUGAACCAAGUUUCGUCUUUGAAAGGUUCAAUAUUACCUAACGGAACUGUUGUUGGUUAG